GUUAUCAUAGAAUAAUAUUCAAUAAAAUAUAAUAUGAUCUAUGAAUAAUAAAUUUGAAUGUAGAUCUCCGGUAUUACCACCACAUCCAAAUUUUUUUUAUUUAUAAUUUAUAUUAAUAUUUAAUUAAUUUUUUUAUGAUUCUCAGUAAUUAGCUUGUUUUAAUUGUAACUAAUCAAUUAUUAAUCUUUACUAUAUAUAUAUUAGUUUCUACUUGGUAAUACCUAAUUAGAAAGAAAAAAAUUAACAAUGCACAGAUUUGUUUUAAAUUUAAUAAUGUAUGAUUAAUUUAUCGUGACAAUUAUUCUGGGGCGUAACCAAUGGAGAAGGAAGAACGCAAAGAAGUAUAUGAUACUCCAGUCACCGAUGAAAAUGGAUCUCCCAUCAGCAUUGUUUGGAAACCUGAUUUAUAUAAACUCCAACAAGAAUCCCCCAAGCCUCAGCCAGUAUUUGCACCUAGUGCUGUGUCCGGAUGUCCAUUUUUCUAUGGUCUUGAAUAUCAUGGAGCCAUGAACCACAAAGAAGCAAAUUCAUUAUUAAAAGACGAUGGUAACUAUCUUAUACGACUAAGUACCAGUUCAGACGAUAAAAUGUAUACACUAUCUUUAAGAAUAUUUGCAAAAGUCCAUCAUUAUAAAUUAUUUUAUGACGGACAACAUUAUGUGUCACAAAAACGUUUUAAUACAAUUAAUGAUCUUGUUGCGGAUGGUUUGGUGACAUUGUAUAUGGAAUCUAAAGCUGGAAAAUAUAUCUACUUAAUGCAUAGUUUAAUAAGUUAUGAGAAAAGCCCUUAUAUGACAUUAAAUAAACUCAAGCGUAAAACAAUCAAAAAACUAAAACCAAGACAGCUUAAUUGCGAAGAAGUAGUGGAUUACGACAAACCUCACAAUUUUAAAACACAUAACUUUAAAGGGCUUAAUUGGUGUGAGUUGUGUAGUAACUUUUUAUGGGGUUUUACACAGCAAGGAGUGAAAUGUGAAGAUUGUGGUUUCAGUGCACACUUUAAGUGUUCUGAAAAGUUGCCACCAGAUUGUUAUCCAGACUUAAAAUUGUUUCGAGGUGUUUUUGGCAUUGAUUUAACAACUCAUGUUAAGGCCUAUAAAACUAAUAGACCGUUUGUUGUAGACAAAUGUGUUGAAGAAAUUGAAAGGCGUGGCAUGUCUGUUGAAGGAAUAUACAGAGUAUCUGGUUUUCAGGAAGAAAUGGAUAGUUUGAGAUUAGCCUUAGACAAAGACGGUAAAGGAACGAUAAUGGACGAUCAAGCUUAUGAAAAUAUACAUGUAGUAGCUAGUAUUUUAAAAAUGUACCUCAGGUUGCUUCCAAUACCACUAAUUACUUAUGAUGUUCAUCCUCUUGUCAUAAAAGCUUUAGAAACUCAAAUGUCGUGGGAGAGAUUAGCUGAGGUGAGGGCUGCUUUGAAAAAAUUACCUCCAGCACAUUACAACACAUUGAGCUAUUUAAUGGCUCAUUUGCACAGGGUGACUUUACGACUAGAUGAAAAUAAAAUGACUGCUCAAAAUCUAAGCACUGUGUUUGCGCCAACUCUUAUGCCAAUGCCUGAUUUAAUUGAUUUCAAAGGUACAAUACCAGACAUGAAUCGUGAUAUAAGCGCAUUACACAUGAUUAUUGAAAACCAAAAUGUAAUAUUUAACUAACAUUGUAUAAUGGACAAUGGUUUAUCGACCACAAUAACUACUGUGAAAACAAAAUAAUGUAAUAUCAUGGAAUGUUUUACUUGAUUCAGUAUUAUUUUAUAACAAUUUUUUUUAAUUUUUAAAAUGAACAUUUUAUAUGGAAUUCAA
This is a messenger RNA of Metopolophium dirhodum (rose-grain aphid), 1799 nucleotides long. RefSeq names its product beta-chimaerin (gene RhoGAP5A). The transcript has 9 exons. Gene Ontology annotation, molecular function: GTPase activator activity. Bases 318 to 1652 code for a protein of 444 amino acids. The record is from RefSeq and is a predicted model, not a curated record. Gene Ontology annotation, biological process: signal transduction; regulation of GTPase activity. Lineage: Eukaryota; Metazoa; Arthropoda; Insecta; Hemiptera; Aphididae.